Passer domesticus (house sparrow) is the source of this 1379-nucleotide messenger RNA. RefSeq names its product solute carrier family 35 member C2 (gene SLC35H1). The record is from RefSeq and is a predicted model, not a curated record. Gene Ontology annotation, cellular component: endoplasmic reticulum-Golgi intermediate compartment; cis-Golgi network; Golgi apparatus. Gene Ontology annotation, biological process: UDP-glucose transmembrane transport. NCBI's taxonomy places the organism in Eukaryota, Metazoa, Chordata, Aves, Passeriformes, Passeridae. The coding region runs from base 145 to 1230 and encodes 361 amino acids. The transcript is spliced from 9 exons. Gene Ontology annotation, molecular function: antiporter activity.
CGGCCGGCGUCAGCGGCGGCCCCGCUUCCCCCGCCGCCGCGGCCCGCUCAGCGCCGCGCCCGCCCCGCGCUGCCGCGGCCCCGUGCCCGGCAUCCCCGGUCCGGUCCCGGCUGCCCCUCGCUCUCCCGGCGCGCUGCCGGGCGCAUGGCGGCGGGGCCGGGCGGCGCGGCCCUGGGGCGGGCGGCGCUGGCGGCGCCGCUGGUGCUGCUCUACUACGGCUUCUCCAUCGGCAUCACCUUCUACAACAAGUGGCUGAUGAAGAGCUUCCCGUUCCCGCUGCUGGUGACGCUGCUGCACCUGCUGCUCAUCUUCGCUCUGGCGGCGCUCGCCCGCGCCCUGGAGCGCUGCCGCUCCGGGCGGCCGCGGGCAGCGCUGUCCUGGGCCGACUGCCUCCGCCGGGCGGCCCCCGCAGCUCUGUCAACUUCCUUGGAUAUUGGGCUGAGUAACUGGAGCUUCCUGUAUGUCACUGUCUCCCUCUACACAAUGACCAAAUCCUCUGCCAUUCUCUUCAUCCUGCUUUUUUCACUGCUCUUCAAGCUGGAGGAAAUGAGGGUGACGUUGCUGCUGGUGGUUCUGCUCAUUGCUGGGGGACUCUUCAUGUUCACCUACAAGUCCACACAGUUCAACGCGCAGGGGUUCGUGCUGGUGCUCUGUGCCUCUUUCCUGGGGGGCAUUCGCUGGACUCUCACUCAGAUACUGAUGCAGAAGGCUGAACUGGGGCUCCAGAAUCCCAUUGAUAUCAUGUUUCACCUGCAGCCGCUGAUGUUCCUGGGGCUCUUCCCACUCUUUGCGGUGUUUGAGGGCCUUCCUUUGUCCAUAUCAGAGAAGCUCUUCCGUUUCCAUGAAGCAGGAAUGCUGUGUACUCUGGUAGGGAAGCUGUUCUUGGGUGGAAUUCUUGCCUUUGGUCUAGGCUUUUCUGAGUUCCUCUUGGUUUCCAGAACAUCCAGCCUCACCCUUUCCAUUGCUGGCAUUUUUAAGGAAAUCUGCAUUUUAUUCCUGGCCACACAUUUACUGGGGGACCGCCUCAGUCUCUUGAACUGGCUGGGCUUUGCUGUCUGCCUGUUAGGAAUCUCCCUCCACGUUGUUCUUAAAGCCAUGAAUUCCAAAGGUGACAAAGCACUGGAGCCACACAAAGAGGCCAGCUCUGACCCUGACCUGCAGCUGCUGCUGCGCCACCCCGAACAGGGUGAGGAAGAGGAAGAGCUUGUGGAAACCCCACAACAGCACUGACUGGACAUGAAGCACAAAGCCACCUGCUCUGUUCUUACCAAACCUGCCUGACAGCUAUCCAGGAGGAAGGUCCAGAAGUCUCUGUGACCACCCAAAGCAGAGCCAGGGCUCGGGGAGAGAGUUCUGCUGUUUUGCUGCAGUGUGGAUCU